GGAGGGGAGGGGGAGUUUUUGAAAAGGCGCGAGUUUUCCCCGUUGUUGUUUUUUUCCCGCGCUUUUCCAACCGUCGAAUUUUCAAAACAAAAACGUUCUCUUUUUUUACCUCAGCUGAGGCGUUUGUUCGCCUUUAAUGGGCGACGUUGAAAGAACUGAGGGAUAAAAAAGGCCUUUAGUGGCAUUACAAGCCCCUCUAAGAACAUUAUUUACCUCAGCUUUUUUAAAAAUAACAAUAGAGGAACACGGAAAUAGUCACUAUCCUGCUUUUAAAAAUAGCAGGGAGGACAUGAAAAUGGAUGGUUUAGCCUCAUUUUAAGUAAAUAUAUAUAUACACAGAGGACAUAAUUCCCCCUCACUUCAGAUCUUUAUUGUCCUCUGUCAAGGUUUAAAUCCUGACUGAAAUAUAUCCUCCUUAAUGGCAGCUCAGGGACAUGAAAGUGACAGUUUUAAUAAGAUCAGAAUGGUUUUUACUGGAGAAGCGAAUUAAAAGGAGAGAUAUACUUUUAAAAUGCUAGAUUCCUUUGACAUUAUGGCCUCAAGGACCUCUAGAAAUACACUAUUAGUCUUAUUUGGGGUCUUUGUGUUUGCGCCUUCCUUUUACCUCAUUGCAGGCAAUGGAGUAAGAGAUCAGGCUACGCUUGAAGGACUGGAGUGGCCUGAGGCUGAGUCUGUGGAGGAGCGACAACCUCCGCCUGAUAUUAAAAUAAGGCCAAAGGAAGGAGAGGGGCAGCUGGGGCCCUAUCUCCCCAAGGCUCUGGAGGAAUCUAACCAACUGAUGUCAAGGAUCCUGAGCGGCAUGCAUCCCACAAAAACACCACCUCAGGCGCACUUCGCAUGGAAGAAAAUGAAGCGUUGGGCGCUUUCCAAAACCAAAGAAACUCCUUUCAAGACAAGAAGGGCCAGGUUUGCCAAGAGAAAGGCAAGGCUGCCUCCCGUAUACAGACAGGGCCCCGCUUCCAGGAAACAUAGUAAGCGCCACGCAUGUAUGCCAGUGGGUUUGCAGAAUGGAGAAAGCAAGAUCCAGGGGGAGAAACACCGAUGCGCAAGAAGCUCCUAUUUUGGUGACGAGGAGGGAUCCGAAGAACAACAAGCCACCUUGAGACAUUUCAGAGCAAACAGAGGAAGAAAAACCGACUGGGAUAGAAGUAAUUCAGAGAGAAUGGCCGCCGCCUAUGAGAACGAAGAGAUGCUGAGGGAACGAGGGAAAAGAGCGACAUACAAGGUGAAGUCGCACGUUCUGUCUUCCAAACCCUACUACAGUUACGAUUCCUCCUACAGUUUGUCUUCUUACGUUCCCCAGAGGACCACUGCCCAGAGAGCGGCGCCGCAAAGGCGGAAGAGGAGCAUCUCCCGCUUUCGCGCCAGGGAUCAAAAUUGGGACGCGGCCUUUCUGAACAGCCAGCUAAGAGCCAGGAAAGAGGAAGGCAGAGAGAACGAGCCAAGAGGGCGGUAUCUACAGAAAAGAGAGGAGCCCAAGAAAAUCUCCAUCCGAACGAUACGCCUGACGCUGACGGCCCUAAAGACGCAGGAGAAGUUGUCUGAAAUGGUGGACCACAUCUCAGACCCCUCCAACCAGAUGUCGAAAGACGAGAAGCUCAACUACAUGCACGAACUCCUCAAUGAACUCACCUCCUUCGCCCAUCUCUUGCAGCAGCAAGUGGCGCAGCAGUCCCAAAGCAACACCACAAAUCCGCCCGACACUUCCACCUCUCAGAGUUAGAGGCCCCUGCAGUGCUGCAGCACAUAGGUUACUUAAAAGCAACGGUGUUUGGAGCGUCCCUUGUCUAGAAACACCUUACGGCUUUGUUUAAUAGUCAUAAUAAUUUUUAAAUCCGGCCAUAGCAUUAUUCAACCAGAGUCAUUAGUCACUUAUUAAUUUUGCAACCUCAACCGUUUCCAAAGCUGUGCUCAUGAUACGCUCUGCUUGGAAGUUUGUUUUAACAGCAGAUCCAAGAAAGCCUAUUUCUGAUCAAUUAUAUUUUUCCAAACAGUGCUCCAUACAAACACACCGUAGUCAUGGGAGGGAUAUUUAGACGUUUUAAGCUAAGAAAGUAAGAUUUUACACUACUCAGCCUUUUCUUUCCGAGAAGAACUUAAGUGACCAUGACUGAUAGGCAGUGAUGUUUUUGUCUUAUUCCAGUUUGGACCCAUUUCAUCUUCUAACAGGAAAGGAGGAACCUCAGCUCCAAAUGUUAAACUCCAGGCAUAAGCAAUACUUUUGAAGGAGGGCAAAAACUUCACAUCUCAUUGUGGUCACUUUGGACACUGUGUCUGUCUGUUUGCUGCUUUUGACCAAAACAGGUUGUUGAGACAACACACAAUUGUUUUUCAAGAGCAAAAGUGGGUUGGCUGUCUGCACUGUGAGAAGCCAUUUCAGUCCUUAGAGGGGAAUAAUUCCUCUUCUCUACUUACGAUGUAAACUAUCUCAAAGGACUUCACAGUUGCAUGUAUUUUUGUGAAAUGCAGACUCACUUUGGCUGUGGGAGAGUUACUAUGAUUAAUAUAUUUAAAAAGGAAAAAAGAUAAUAAAGAUGCCUUCCUUAUUCAAAGUC
Molecule: messenger RNA, 2555 nt
Organism: Sceloporus undulatus (fence lizard)
Lineage: Eukaryota; Metazoa; Chordata; Lepidosauria; Squamata; Phrynosomatidae
Exons: 5
Coding region: 512-1723 (403 amino acids)
Source: RefSeq, a predicted model, not a curated record